UUUUUGGAAGAAAUUUAAAUGUGGGGGAACAGAGAUCAAGUGAUGAUUAAGCAUAACAUCAAUGAUUUUCUCCUUAUGUUUUGUACAUACUGUUAAUGAAUAAGGUUGACAUAUAUCCUUUGAGUAUUUGUCCUGCUGGCUUUUAAGCACAUUUAAGCAUGCAUAAAAAUAUAUAAAUUUUCAAAUAUUUCAGAUUUUAUAUUCAUGUACAAAAUAUAUUAGCCUUAUUGGAAGACACGCUAAGUGCUUUUUAGUUGUGAUACUCAACCUUGGACAUCCUGUGUCCAGCUCACAGUCUCUGUCAUGAUAACAUGUAGAUGUGCAGCUGGGACAGGUGUUGUAAAUUGGGUUUUGUUUCCCUUGCUAGAUUUGGUAGCAGAGUUCUGGUUGAACUCCGGAAGCUGUUCACUGUGUACAAAUAGUUAGCACUCUGUCAAACUUUUCACCAUCCAUUACUUAGUCCACCAUGCAGUCAGUCAUCACCCCUGCAGAUGACUGACGGCUGAGUCAGUGGGGGAUGUGCUGUUCGACAAAGUGUAACAUCUUGUUUUUUCAUGUAUUCUUUAUCCCCUGUUGCAUGAUGUCUUAUUGGGAUUACAGCACAAUCAACAUUUUCUUGUCAUAUUUUUGCUGUACUGACAGCAAAAUCCCCACGUAUCCAAAUUCCAUCACACCCAAAAUGUGUGGUGAUGUAUGAUGACACUCAAGCUGUCGACCCUCUUGUGUCCCUUUGUCCUCUAGUGGCCAGGUAAAUUACCUCAUGGAGGAAAUGGGUGAUAAUGCAAACAGAUAAGACUCCUGGUACCUGUUGACCACAGUCAGAACCUCCUAAAUCAGGACCCUCUGACACAGUGCUCCAUCAGUUCCUGCCUCAAUGACACCCACAAGGCAUUGAGCCCUUAUCUGCAAUGGCCCCUGCUUAGCAUUCACGCCAUUCACGCGAACAAUGCUACCUCUUCCCGCUCAUUGGAUCUGUGACUGACAGUGGGUGUUGGUGCACUUGUGUCUGACUUCAGCCUCUAUCUGACGCUAGGCUGUUUGUCCAGUCCAGAUACCCCCACCAAGACACAAUAAAGGGCGUGUGUCUUCCUUGCCACUUCCCAUUCUGUUUUUCUAACUGGACUUUCAUAAUGGACCUUGCUCUUUAUUUGGCACAUUGGCUUCCUUCUCAGAAGGACCUGUAUUAGUUGGGGGAGGGUCAGGGCUGAAGUGCUGACUAAUGGUCGUGGAAGCAGCCCACCACCCACUGACCAGCCAGCGAUGUGGAAAUGCCAUCGUGGUUAGACGUUGAAAAGCAGGGAAACGGCAGAUAAGACUGUUGCCUUUGAUAAACAGCAGAAUGAGUAAUAGCUGAGGUAUGAUGUCGCAGCCUUGGACGGAUUUAGAAUCUCUGUUGUUUUUAAGAAAAUUGUUAGCAACGAUGUUUGCAGAAAAAAAUUGUAUUGGUACCGUAGGUUAUAAAGUUGGUUUUUCAUUGGAAGGUAUAUCUAGAGUAGCGCUUUUGAGUGAUGUGUAGUCUACUUUGGGUUUUCAUCAUGCUGCUCAAAUCUCAUAUUUGAUGACGCUGAUAUCAGAGCACAGGAUCUUGGGAUCCCAUGCCUCCAUAAUGGCUCCUGUGAAGCUGGAGCAUUAUAAAGCUUCUGUAAUAAACCUCUGUGAUCAGUAUGUCCCUCCCUCCCUCCCUGCUCUUAUUUAUGAAUGGCAGAAUUUGACAAGGGGGCAGUUCAGGUGGGUAGCUGCUGAUCACAUGAUACACAUGCACUAAGCAAGGAAUGUGGACAGGACUCCCCCCUCACCUCCUCUCAGAAAAAACUUUGAUGCCCCCAUAUCAUAACUUUUGCGUCCACUCCCUCUUCAAGCCCUCAUAUGUGCAGCGAUGCCGACGAGGGGAAUGGGUGCUGCAGCCGAGGGGGCGUGGGGGGGCACAGAUAGUGGCUGUGUUUGAUCUGAAGGUCGCCAGCCCCUCGCUGGUGUUGAGAGAUCUUUGGCGGACGAGGCUGGCUCUUAUUUAAUAACAUGAAGGGGAAGCGGACCUUUCUCUCAUAAUUAGGCCUAAUUACCCUGUAGGUGUGGACAGACGGCCCAAGAAGAGACAAACUGCCUUUAUCCAUGGACUUAGAGUCAGAUUACCCAGAGCUGUCUUAUCUGUUUCAGGGCCAGCAAGAGCCUCAAUCCUCCUCUCUUGCCUCUUCCCACUGGCUCCCAUAUUCAGCUCAGGUAUAUUAAUCAGUCAACCUGAUUUAUUGUACCUCGUCCACGACAUGCAAGUUUAAUUAGACUUAACUUGUCAAACUGCUCUGUAAAUCAGAGAUUUUUUCAUGUGGACAAGUUUAAUAAGAAGACCGAGUUUCACAGAGAAAUUGAUGCGUGGGGUCCUUUACUAUCUGUUGUCCAAUCACUUCAUGAAGGCUUCUUAAUAAAACUAAUGCAGAAAAUUAAAGAGAGAAGAAUGUCCUUGAGGACGUUCAACUAGAAAAUCACAGCUGUACCAUCUCCUACUACGUACAGCUGAACUACUAAAGUACAUUUGCAUUUGCUUUUGAUAUAUUUUGAUCUGAAAAAGACCAGUUCAACACAUUGGUGUGCCUGAUCGAUUACUUGGCUGCCUCUCCUUGUGACCAAGGAAAAAUUUAAGGGUACUUGCAAAUAGAUUUGAGUGACAUUCUGCCACCGUCUUGUUUGUUUGCAGUAUCCUUCUCUCCCUUCCUGAGCUGCCUGUAUGUUUGUGUUUGGGUUUGUGGGUGACUCACUUGCAGUCACAACAGCCGACCCAUUGUUGGGGGCAGUUCGGUGACUGGAAAUGCUGACGCCUGGAAAACAGAACGCUUCACCAAUGGAGUAGUGGCAGGGGAAAGUGGACAUUACUUACUGACUUUUUAGAUAUAAGUUUAGUUUUGCAGUUCUACAGCCGCAUACAGUAGCGUCUCCAUCGCUGUCCCCUUGACUGACAGUGAGCUGUGACCAGUGGAAGCUUUUACAGCCGCUGGUCUUUAAACAAUGAAAACAACCAGUUUCAGGCUGCUGUAUCCGUGACUCAGACCUCAGUGCAGGCCUGCUGCAAGAGGACAAUAAGGGACGCUUAAUCCACCUGUUAUCAGGGUGAGCCUCCCCCUGUCACACACUCACACAGGCGCAGGACUCGGGCUCAGGAAUGCAGUCUUACCCACCCAUUCACAGGAGGAGCAGCUUAACUCAUAGACCCUCACAGAACCACUGUUGACAUUUUUUGGCCAUUUUCAUCAUACCACACAAAAACAAGUUUGUGCAGUUGUUGGCUGAGGGCUUUCCUGUUGGUUCAUUUUAAACAUAGGCCUGAUACAUGAUGGUCAAUUUCUUAAACAAUCAUAUGCCUGGAACCAGUCCAAAUAUAUGAUAUUUGUAAUAUUUUUUGGGAAUUUAAUUUUACAUAUUUGUGAGGGUGUUGGUGCUAUAUUUUAAAUUGCAUGAGCAAACUUUGCAUUACUGUCAUAGUAAGUUGAUGGUAACGCUGAUGGGCUGACUGUGUCCUUGGGAGUCCGACAGACUGCAGUGUUGUGUGCUUAAUUAGGCAGGCUGGUCAGAGGUCUGUGUCUCCCCGCUUCACAGAUUCACACGGACAAUUUAACCACUAACCUCCUGAAACGAGCGGCUCCUGAAUGCCUUGGGCUCCAGUUUCAGUGUCUGCUGAUUUGGAGAGCAAGGGUUAUGAUAAGUAAAAGUAGAGGGGGAUGAUUGUGAGUCGGGGUGAGGUUCUGUUUAUUAACCACCGAGUGUUCUUCAAGUUUGGGAUACUUGUGAGGACCUGGGGAUGCUAUGAAUGCUUUCAGUCAAUCUAAAAAUACAUGAAAACAUUGUUUAAUGGAUCAGCUGUUACUGUUUACAACAGCACCAGUUCUCCCAGGUUCACUUGCACACAGUUUUUUCCAUUCUCAAAGCAUCUUGGAGAACUUGCUACAGCUAUUCUAGUCUUGAGCUGGCGAGAGGCUGGAGAUAGUUCUGGAUGACUCUGGCUCAAUGUUUGGGCCUGUUGUCUUCCUGCAGAAUUAAUGUAGGACUGAUCAGACACCUCUAUGAUGGUACUGCUGGGUGGAUGAACAUCUAAACACCUUGAGUGCUUAAAACUUUAGGUUUGUGCUUCAUUUGACCAUACUGCACUUUCAUCUUUACGAUUUCUUGGAUCUUGUGGAGCUGCCGUAUAAAUACAUUCUGUUGUACACAUGCUAACAUGCACUAUGUGUAUUUUAGGCUUGAGCAUGUGGGAUGCAUCAUCUUGAAUUUAAAAACUGUUUUUGCUAUGAAAAGUGUGUGAUUGAAAUGCACUAUUUGCAUAAAUUGGUUUAAACCACCUGUGAUGUUAAACAUGGAGUUUUAUGGAUUGAUAUGAACUGAGCAGCUUACUCACAAAGAGACACUCGCAUGCGCUUGUACAGCAAUUUAAUGUUAAGGCAUCAUUUCCUUGUAGCAUACCUGCGGUCGGUUUGGUUUCCUCACCUGCCCAGCCUACAAACGAGAUAAAAGCCUGAGCUCUUACCUCUGCCUCUGGGACAACGGCUGUUGAUCGCAAGAGGAGUGACUGUAAUGAUGCUGGUUUGCAGCCUUCUUGCAGCCAAACAUUGAUUGCAUGACCAAGGAUGUCUCGUCCUCCUCCACUCCCCAUUUAUACCCUCAGGGGGGCUGGUGGCCCCCUUAAUACCCUCCACUUUAGCUGCCAUGAACAGGGUGCCCCCCUACUAUUCUCUGGGUCAGGAAAGGGUGCGAUCCAUAUCUGGAACCUAAACAGCAGGAGGGCUGAGAAGAUAAUAGAAGGUCAUUCUGGUAGCUCAGUCCUCUGGGUCAGCACACUGCAGUCCACAGAUACCCUAAUCAGUCAGGGACGGGACCUGCAGGUCUGUCUGUGGAAUCUGAGUGAAGGUCGCAGUGAGCUGCUGGAGUCUGUGUGGACUGGCAGUGUUGGAUUCUGUCAGUGCUCCAUGCUGGAGAUAAGCCCUUCGAAAUACCUGCUGGCCUUUGCUGGACAACAGACAGAAGAGAUCAAGAUCAUUGAGCUGCCCAGUAAGACCCCAGUCUGCUCCUUGGUACCAGAAGGACAACUGGGAAUGGUGAUGUGUAUAAAAUUGUGGCAGCCAGACUCGGGUCCCGGACCUCUCCUGUUGGCUGGAUAUGAGGAUGGGUCCCUGUUGCUGUGGGACGUAACCCAGAGGUCCACGCUGAGCCAGGUCAAAGCCCACCCUGAGCCUGUCAUGUGCCUGACCUUUGACACGAAGCGUCUGAGGGGCAUAUCGGGCUCUUCUGAGAAGAAACUGUCCUCCUGGAUGCUGGACGGCCAGAACAACCUGCAGUUGCAGGAUGGUGUGACGCUGGUCAACCCUGGAGUUUCCCAGCUGUGUAUCAGGGAGGAUGGUAAGCUUCUGGCAUCAGCGGGCUGGGACCACCGGGUACGGAUAUUCGGCUGGAAGAAGCUGCGACCACUGGCAGUACUUCAAUACCACACUGACAUGGUGCUCAGUGUAGCCUUCUCUGACCAUCAGGACCCCAGACAAAGACUGCUGGCUGCUGGAUCCAAGGACCAGAGGAUCAGCCUCUGGUCAAUAUACAGUGAGGGAGCUGACACUGGCUGAGUCUUUGAGCUCUUGGAGGACAUGAAAAACUUUUGAUCAAUGCUCUGCCUUAGCCCCGGUUUGUAGUUCUUAUUUACAAUAAUGUCAGUCAGUUUAUAGAGCCCAAAAAUUUAAACUGCGGUAGGCCUAAAUCUGAAAGAAAAACACCACAAUUUGAAUUAACAGGCCAUGUGCAGCUCUUCCCUCUGUCCUAAGCCCUUCUCACCAAAUGAGCAGGAGCAUAUGCAUAGGCUUUAAAUAUGAAAAAACAGUCAAACUAGAAAUCAACAUUCACCGCUGAGUGAAAAUCUUCUGUUUAACCCACUGUAUCACCACAUCCUGCUCUCACAGUCAGCUUUGUUGCUUUUAUACUGAAUCACCUGAUCUGGGUGAAAGGCUCUGUGAUUGGCUGAAGUCUGAUGUCACAGGUAAGAUUUUCUAAAGCCUGAAAAUUGAGGCAAGAAUAGAUGCAGAAGUCUGGUUUCUUUUUGCAAUUAGUGGAAAACUUAUGAUGUAAUCUUUGCCAAGUAAUGCAAAUAAAGUGCCUACCCCAGAUUUAAUACUUUGCUAGUUCAGAAGAAUUCUAAAUUUACAUCUAGAAUUAGUAAGGACUCUAAAAAGGAGAAAAAGCUGCAGCAAGUUGGACUAUCCCAGAAACUGCACAAUCAGAAAAAUAAUCCCUGUUAAUUUUUGACGUGCUGACAUUUAACAUUUUUUUGUUAAGUUGUUGUAUUGACACGUAUUCUCACAGCUUUAUAUUUUCAUUUAAAAAAUGCAGUAAUAUGGACAUUGAUCCUGUGUAUUAUGUUUACAUUUAUUUGUCUGUUAGAGAAAUUAGUCAGGAAAAGCUGUGAAUAUGUAGAUGAACGAAAAGUACACUGAACUACAACAUUUCCAGAUGAAGACCUUAGGUUCUCACACCGUGUUUGAGUGCUUUUAUUUCUACAUUACAGUGUGACUUUUCAGAGCUCUACAGCCAGUAUCUCCUUUGCUCUGAGGCCAACUUCCAUUACUGAGGUCUUUCAAAUAGUUAAUAAGGCGCUUGCUGACUUUUCCAGCCCGCUGUUUUCUGAAGCCUGCUGUGAUGCUCUGUGCAGCUAUGUGAUUGUGUUGACUUAUCUGAUGGAAGAUUUGCUUCAGUGGACUUGAAUUUGAGGCAUACGGCGCACCUGAGCAGCUAUGUAAUCCCGUGUUGUUAUUCUAGCAGGUUUUGGCUUAACACACAGGCCCUCCAGCCUGACCUGAGUUGUAUUUGUCAAACAAGGUUAAUCACAGCAGGGACAUGGAGAGCAGAGAGGUGUUGGUUUAGUGGAUGUGCUGAUCAGCUAUUGCUUUACUUUUCUGAAUAAGUGUACCAUCUCUCCAAAUCAAAAACGCAAAAACUAAAAUGUACACUGACCAUCAUUGAGUGUUUAACAAGUAGAAAAUAAAAUAAGAUGAAAUUUCAUUUACUUUCUAAUAAAUGAUCAACAGUU
Messenger RNA from Acanthochromis polyacanthus (spiny chromis), 7051 nucleotides. RefSeq names its product guanine nucleotide binding protein (G protein), beta polypeptide 1-like (gene gnb1l). Gene Ontology annotation, molecular function: protein binding. The coding region runs from base 4611 to 5597 and encodes 328 amino acids. The transcript has 7 exons. NCBI's taxonomy places the organism in Eukaryota, Metazoa, Chordata, Actinopteri, Pomacentridae. The record is from RefSeq and is a predicted model, not a curated record.